This is a messenger RNA of Chrysochloris asiatica (Cape golden mole), 3106 nucleotides long. RefSeq names its product mannosidase, alpha, class 1A, member 1 (gene MAN1A1). Gene Ontology annotation, cellular component: endoplasmic reticulum; extracellular exosome; Golgi membrane. NCBI's taxonomy places the organism in Eukaryota, Metazoa, Chordata, Mammalia, Afrosoricida, Chrysochloridae. The coding region runs from base 473 to 2449 and encodes 658 amino acids. The transcript has 13 exons. The record is from RefSeq and is a predicted model, not a curated record. Gene Ontology annotation, molecular function: mannosyl-oligosaccharide 1,2-alpha-mannosidase activity; calcium ion binding. Gene Ontology annotation, biological process: N-glycan processing; carbohydrate metabolic process.
AUUAGUGCUUGCGGGGCCGCGGCAGAGGGGACCGUGCAGCCUGCUCGCUCGUACUCGCCAACGGGCCCGCGCACCGCCCACCUGAGCUGCGGCCAGGGCUACUGGGUAGCGGGGCUGCACGCUCCGCCGCCGCUGGGGACGGAGAGGCAGCUAGUUCCAGCUCCGACAUGGGGAACUGGCGAAGUUGACUAGCCCCCAACGCACGCUGCACCCCGCUUGCCCAGAGGGGCUGCAGCCUGUGGUCUGUCGCGCGUGCUUGCUUGCCAGCAGAGCGUCCCCAGAGAGAGGAUUUGGAGGGGGGUCGUUCCCCCAGGGUAGACGUGCAACCCAGCCGCGGGGUCUGGACGGCCUGGAUGCGCAGGACCCAAACCCGCAGCCGCUGACGCCUGACAGCGGCGAAGUUUGGUCGCUGAGCGGCGCGGCGCGGGGCCACUGGACAGCGGGCCGCCCCGCGGCCGCAGCAGACGGAGCGAUGCCCGUGGGGGGCCUGUUGCCGCUCUUCAGCAGCCCCGCGGGCGGCGGCCUGGGCGGUGGCCUGGGCGGGGGGCUAGGCGGCAGCGGCGGCAGCAGGAAGGGAUCGGGCCCCGCCGCCUUCCGCCUGACGGAGAAGUUCGUGCUGCUGCUAGUGUUCAGCGCCUUCAUCACGCUCUGCUUCGGGGCGAUCUUCUUCCUACCCGACUCCUCCAAGCUGCUCAGCGGGGUCCUGUUCCACUCCAGCCCCGCCCAGCAGCCGGCCGCCGACCACAAACCCGGGCCCGGGGCGCGCGCAGAGGACGCGGCAGAGGGGCGAGCCCGGCGCCGCGAGGAGGGCGCGCCGGGAGACCCGGCGGCUUCCCUGGAGGACAACUUGGCCCGGAUCCGCGAAAACCAUGAGCGGGCUCUCAGGGAAGCCAAGGAGACCCUGCAAAAGCUGCCUGAGGAAAUCCAAAGAGACAUCCUGUUGGAGAAAGAGAAGGUGGCCCAGGACCAGCUGCGUGACAAGGCAGCGCCCAGGGGACUGCCCCAGGUGAAUUUCGUGCCCCCCAUCGGGGCGGAGGGCCCCGAGCCCGAAGACCUCGCCAUCCGCGACAAGAGGGCAAAGAUCAAAGAGAUGAUGAAACAUGCUUGGUAUAAUUAUAAACGUUAUGCUUGGGGAUUAAAUGAACUGAAACCUAUAUCAAAAGAAGGCCAUUCAAGCAGUUUGUUUGGUAACAUCAAAGGAGCAACAAUAGUAGAUGCCCUGGAUACACUCUUUAUUAUGGGGAUGAAAGAUGAAUUUCAAGAUGCAAAAUCAUGGAUUGAAAAAAAUUUAGAUUUUAAUGUGAAUGCUGAAAUCUCUGUUUUUGAAGUAAAUAUACGCUUCGUUGGUGGACUGCUCUCAGCCUACUAUCUGUCCGGAGAAGAGAUAUUUCGAAAGAAAGCAGUGGAGCUUGGGGUAAAAUUGCUACCUGCAUUUCAUACUCCUUCUGGAAUACCUUGGGCACUACUGAAUAUGAAAAGUGGAAUUGGAAGGAACUGGCCCUGGGCCUCAGGAGGCAGCAGUAUUCUGGCAGAAUUUGGAACCUUGCAUCUGGAGUUUAUGCACUUGAGCCACUUAUCAGGAAACCCCAUCUUUGCUGAAAAGGUAAAGAAUAUUCGAGCAGUCCUGAACCAUCUGGAAAAACCACAAGGCCUUUAUCCUAACUAUCUGAAUCCCAGUAGUGGACAGUGGGGUCAACAUCAUGUAUCAGUUGGAGGACUUGGUGACAGCUUUUAUGAAUAUUUGCUAAAGGCAUGGUUAAUGUCUGACAAGACAGAUGUAGAAGCUAAGAAGAUGUAUUUUGAUGCUGUUCAGGCAAUUGAGACUCACUUGAUCCGCAAGUCUAGUGGGGGACUGACUUACAUCGCUGAGUGGAAAGGCGGUCUCCUAGAGCACAAGAUGGGACACCUGACCUGCUUUGCUGGAGGCAUGUUUGCACUUGGGGCUGAUGGAGCACCCUCAAGCCUAGCCCAGCAUUAUCUUGAACUAGGGGCUGAAAUUGCCCGUACCUGUCAUGAAUCUUAUAAUCGCACAUAUGUGAAACUGGGACCAGAAGCUUUCAGAUUUGAUGGUGGUGUUGAAGCAAUUGCUACAAGGCAAAAUGAAAAAUACUACAUCCUACGACCAGAAGUUGUUGAGACUUAUAUGUACAUGUGGCGACUGACUCAUGAUCCAAAGUACAGGAAAUGGGCCUGGGAAGCUGUAGAGGCCCUAGAGAAUCACUGCAAAGUGAAUGGAGGCUAUUCAGGCCUAAGGGAUGUGUACCUUCGACAUGAGAGCUACGAUGAUGUUCAGCAAAGUUUCUUCCUGGCAGAGACUCUAAAGUAUUUGUAUUUAAUAUUUUCUGAUGAUGACCUUCUUCCACUGGAACACUGGAUCUUUAAUACCGAGGCACACCUUCUCCCCAUACUCCGUAUGGAUAAAAUGGCAGUGGAAGUCAAAGAAAAAUAAAAAGACAUUUUAUAUUUUACUCUGCUCCAUUCCCUUCACUGCGUACUAUAAUAAUUCCUUUUCUGGUAUUCAGGCACAUAAUGCAUUUUUAUUAAUAGGUCUGUGAUUAUUCUAAGUUUUAAAAUUGUUUUGCAGUCUUUUAGGUUUAUUAUCAGACGCAUAGAUGGACCUAAAUUUCUCAUUAUUUCCCCAGUGGAGCCACAGGGUUUUUCUGUUUUAAGUAGUCUAUUAUCUCUGGAGUUCAUGAAGUCAUAGUAUCGUUUUUAUUAUACUGAAUAGGAUGGUAUACCAAUGACCUCUUAAUUACAGUUUUGAUUUGACUGCAAAACUUUUUCCUCCUCUAUGAGGAGAUGAUGUCUGCUUUAAGCUGUAAUGUUUUGCCAUGUUGCAAAAAGCCAUAUUAAUAAAUUAAGUAUUAAAAAAGCGUUUUUCUUUUUAAGUUCAUGUUAACCUGGUUUGUCUAUCCACCAGAGACAGAUCUUAUAACUGUGACAGCCACCUUCUUAUGCGGGUCUAUCAUUGUUUGAUAGAAUAUCUUCUAAAAUCUUCACUGUCAUUGUAAUUCAAAUUAGGAAAUCAUCCCAAAAGGAUCAUCUCAUAUUGACCUCAUUUCAUUCAAACUGAAGUAUAUUUUUGUUGAUUCAUUAUAUUGUUGUU